Molecule: messenger RNA, 1793 nt
Organism: Numida meleagris (helmeted guineafowl)
Lineage: Eukaryota; Metazoa; Chordata; Aves; Galliformes; Numididae
Product: skin secretory protein xP2-like
Exons: 1
Source: RefSeq, a predicted model, not a curated record
UCCCGGUCCCGGUGUUGCUCCCAUUCCCGGUCCCGGUGUUGCGCCCGUCCACGGUCCCAGUGUUGCUCCUGGUCCCGGUGUUGCUCCCGUUCCCCGGUGUUGUUCCCAUUCCCGUUCCCCGGUGUUGUUCCCAUUCCCGGUCCCGGUGUUGCUCCCGGUCCCGGUGUUGCUCCCAUUCCCAUUCCUGGUCCCGGUGUUGCGCCCAUUCCCGGUCCCGGUGUUGCUCCCAUUCCCUUUCCUGUUCCCGGUGUUGCGCCCGGUCCCGUUGUUGCUCCCGCUCCCAGUCCCGGUGUUGCUCCCGGUCCUGGUGUGGUUCCCAUUCCCGGUCCCGGUGUUGCGCCCGGUCCCGGUGUUGCUCCCAUUCCCGGUCCCGGUGUUGCUCCCAUUCCCGGUCCCGGUGUUGCUCCCGGUCCCAUUCGUGGUCCCGGUGUUGCUCCCGUUCCCGGUGUUGCUCCCAUUCCCAUGCCUGGUCCCGGUGUUGCUCCCGGUGUUGCUCCCUGUCCCGGUGUUGUUCCCAUUCCCACUCCCAGUGUUGCUCCCGGUGUUGCUCCCAUUCCCAUUCCUGGUCCCGGUGUUGCUCCCGGUCCCCCUCCCGGUGUUGCUCCCAGUCCCGGUGUUGCUCCCAUUCCCAUUCCCAGUCCCAGUGUUGCUCCCGUUCCCGGUGUUGCUCCCAUUCCCAUUCCCGUUCCCGGUGUUGCUCCCCGUUCCCGGUGUUGCUCCCGUUCCCAUUCCCAGUCCCAGUGUUGCUCCCGGUCCUGGUGUUGCUCCCAUUCCCAUUCCUGGUCCCGGUGUUGCGCCCGUUCCCGGUGUUGCGCCCGGUCCUGGUGUUCCCAUUCCCGGUCCUGGUGUUGCUCCCAGUCCCGGUGUUGUUCCCAUUCCCAUUCCUGGUCCCGGUGUUGCUCCCAUUCCCGGUGUUGUUCCCAUUUGCAUUCCCGGUCCCGGUGUUGCUCCCAUUCCUGUUCCCGGUGUUGCUCCCCGUUCCCAUUCUUGGUCCCGGUGUUGCUCCCCGUUCCCGGUGUUGCUCCCCGUCCCGGUGUUGCUCCCGUUCCCAUUCCCAGUCCCGGUGUUGCUCCCGGUCCUGGUGUUGCUCCCAUUCCCAUUCCUGGUCCCGGUGUUGCGCCCGUUCCCGGUGUUGCGCCCGUUCCCGGUGUUGCUCCCAGUCCCGGUGUUGCGCCCGUUCCCGGUGUUGCUCCCCUUCCCGGUGUUGUUCCCAUUCGCAUUCCUGGUCCCGUUCCCGGUCCCGGUGUUGCGCCCCGUUCCCGGUCCCGGUGUUGCCCCCGGUCCCGGUGUUGUUCCCAUUCCCCAUCCCGGUGUUCCGCCUGGUCCCGGUGUUGCUCCCCAUCCCGGUGUUGUUCCCAUUCCCUGUCCUGGUGUUGCUCCCCGUCCCGGUGUGGUUCCCAUUCCCAUUCCUGGUUCCAGUGUUGCUCCCAUUCCCGGUGUUGCUCCCAGUCCCGGUGUGGUUCCCAUUCCUGUUCCCGGUGUUGCUCCCGUUCCCGGUGUUGUUCCCAUUCCCAUUCCCGGUGUUGCUCCCAGUCCCGGUGUUGCUCCCAUUCCCAUUCCUGGUCCCGGUGUUGCUCCUGUUCCCUGUCCCGGUGUUGCUCCUGUUCCCGGUGCCGAUCCCAUUCCCAUUUCUGGUGCUGAUCCCCGUCCCGAUCCCAUUCCCAGUCCCGGUGCCGAUCCCAUUCCCAGUCCUGAUCCCAGUCCUGAUCCCAUUCCCAUUCCCAGUGCCGAUCCCAUUCCUGGUGCUGAUCCCAGUCCUGAUCCCAUUCCCAUUCCCGGUGCUGAUCCCAGUC